AAAAAUUUUUUCAAAAGUGUUCACAGUAAAUUUAUUCAAAUUAUUUUUGUAGAUACUGCACCUAAUUUUUCAAAAAGCUAAUUGCUGCUCUUGUAUCUUUCACAUUAUUCAAUUUGUUAGUGCAUUCGUUAGAUAGAGAAGAAUUUUGUAUAUAAAGAUGCUAUUGCUUUUCAAAUAACAAUUAACAUUAUAAUAGAACAUGGCCACUAUUGAUUGAUCAAUAUUGCUCAAUAUUUUAUGUGGAGUAAUUGAUUCACUUAAAUAUUGUGGUGUUCCAUGUUUCUAAUUUCAUGCAUGCAUGUAAUUUAAUGAGUCACAUAUUAGAACAAUUACGUAGCAUUUCGUUGCCAUUUUCCCAAGAAUAAUUUCGAUCGAAAAAUGCCAUGGUUACUUUAUGACUAACAAAUAAUCUUUCUUAGUUUCGUCUACAUGAUGCAGCAUUGUACGCAGUUUUAAACUUAAAUUCAUUGAGAAUAGAUAACACGUAGAGACACAUCAGUUUACAUACUUGUUACAAAGAAGAUUACACUUGAAGAUUACAUAUAAAACAAAUUUGGAAAUCAUAUCUAUAUUAAUACUAAAGUGCAUAUAAUUAAUAAAAUAGGCUGUAGAUUAAGAUACAGAUUGCUAUUUUUCCAUUCAUAAGUUUAUGUUAAUUGUGCUUAAUUUGAAAAUUCAACAAUAUCAAGAGUAAAAUGCGAAAAAAAUGGUGCUUAUUUCGUGCUACGGAAUUUCAAUCUUUAAUGUAUCCAUGCUUCACCAUUUGCCGUAUUUUUGGUAUAUUUCCAUACAAGAUCAACGCAGCGACCUUCGAAUAUUCAAAAAGGCAUUACAUUAUAUCGAGUGUGAUUGUCUGCAUUUGUUGCGUUUUUGUCUUGAUACUCAUUCAUGAUAUUAUCACUUCUAAAUUAAACUUUGGAAACGAAGAAAAUAUUGAUCUCGUAAUGUACUCAACGUUUCAUAGUCUUAUAACAGUUAUUACGCACGUCUUAAGCAGUCCACGAAUGUGUUUACUACAAAAUAUAAUGGAGAUUUCAUCAAAAUUAUCUUCGGAGUCAUAUCAAAAGCUGUCCAGAUUAAUCCACGCUAAAGACAUCUUGGGUAUUAUCUUCGUAACGGUGCUAAUAGGGUCAUUCAUUGAUAGAAUAAAAGUCUAUCAAACGAGUUAUGUUUCUCUGGUUAUCAUAUUCGCGUCGUAUCUCUCGAUGUUAACAUUCCAGCUAAAUAUGUUAUAUGUAAAUUGUGUUUGUGUAUUAAAAGCCUGUUUCAAAAGUAUUAAUGACAAUUUAAUACAAAUGCACAGGCAUAUGAUAAAUGAUAUAAAAUUAUGUGGCGCCUUGUCCAUCUGUUACAUACAGAAAAAUCAAUUUUUGCUAAUAGAACUAAAGAUUCUAAAAAAGAGACAUCUGAUGGUUAGCGACACGGUGCAAAGACUCAACACAAUCUUCAGUUUGCAACUACUUAUUACAAUAGUUAUGAUAACUUUGGAUAUGAGUUUUUCAUUGUAUCUCUUUGCAGUACAUUGGCAAAAUGGAACAAUAUUGAUUAGUUUGGAAAGCGACCUUGUUGAAGUGUGUAUACUGUCUCUUGGUUAUGACAUUAUAAUCAUAACGUUACUUGUAUGGACCUGUGAGACUGGCAAGAAUCAAGCCCAAGAGAUUAGUGCUACCGUUCAUGAUCUACUUAAUAGGACAAAUAAUAAGCAAAUAAAAAAUGAGUUGCAUCUAUUUUCUUUACAAAUACUGCAUCGCAAAAAUAUAUUUUCGAUAAAAGGUCUCAAUGUGAAUGCGGAGCUUCUUGUAACGAUAGUGGGUAAAAUUACUACAUACCUAGUAAUAUUGGUACAAUUCUUACAUAUAUCGCAUUCUUGUGACAGAAAAACGGCAAUCAAUGUUACAUAAUUAAAUUUAAAAAAAUACAUGGAUAAAAAAACGCUUAAAAAAUAUUCUUUCCUUUAUUAUUAUUAUUAUUAUUGUAGUUUAUAAUUUGUGUGUGUGUGUGUGUGUGUGUGUGUGUGUGUGUGUGUAUGUGAUAUAAAUAAAUAUAAUAAGGUAUUCUAAGAUACUUAUUAGCAUCAGUAUAUUUGAAUUGCUUUUCAAUUAUUGAUAUUAUGUAUCCAGCUUUAAUUUAAAAUUAUGUUUUAAAUCCGAAAAAUAUGCAACGUGUAAUUAAUUCACACAAAAACUAUUACUAGACACUAAGAACCAAAAAAGUUCCUUACUUUUACAAUCGAUACUUUUAUCGAUCAAAUUUCUCUUAAUAUCAAAUUUAAGUAAAUAUUUGCUUUAAUCAAAAAUUAAUAUCCAUUACUCUGGUUAAUACUAUUAAUAAAUGUCUAAAAGUAAAUUAAUUUGUUCAGAUAUUGCAAAGUCUUUUUAAUCAUUUUAAUUCAUGUUUGUAUAAUUAAUUCGGUCAUUUCUUAUAAAUGCAAUAACAUUUUAAAACCAAUUUUCAUCUCGAAAGUGAUAAAUGCCAAUCAAAAAAUGUCAUGGUUACUUCAUAGGUAACAAAUAAGUUCUUCAAAUGUAGAUUUCUACCUAAACAUUUUGCAGUUUUAAACUUAAAGUCAUCGAGUGUUGAUAGAAUAUAAAGACAUAUUAAACUUACUUGUGACAAAGAGAUAAACUUGAAGAUUACAUUCAUUUAGAUAAGAAAUUUUUAGAUCUUAUCUUUCUUAAUGCUUAAUCAUAUGUUAAUAUUAUAGGUUAAAGAUCAUGAUAUAUGUUGUUAUUCUCUCAUAAAUUUUUAUUAAUUACGUUUAGUCAAAAAACCUAGAAAUACACCAAAAAUGCAGAAAAAAUGGUGGUGCCACGCUACGAAUUUUCAAUCUUUAAUGUAUCCUUGUUUCAUUUGUUGUCGUAUUCUCGGAAUAUUUCCGUACAAACUCAACGUUUCAAAUUCUCAAGUUCCGAAAUCGCACUACCUUGCAAUCGCCGUAAUCUGCGUUUGCUGUAUCUUUUAUGGAAUAAACAUUCAUUAUGUAAUUUCAAAAUCAAACAUUGGAAUGUUCAUGACUAUUCAUUUAAUGAUUUACUGUAUGCUUUGUACUUUCAUAGUGAUUAUCACACAGAUCUUAAGUUGUCCGAGGAUGUACUUGUUACAAAAAAUAUUAAAAAUCUCUGUAAUAAUACAUCAGAAGUCAUAUCAAAAGCUAUCAAGAUUGAUUCACAUUAAGGACACAUUGUGUAUUAUUUUUAAAAUUAUAGAAAUGUAUAUAUAUUAUCAUAAAAGUCAGCAGAUUAACUAUACUAUGUUGAUAAUCACAACAUACUUCAGCCUAAUAAUACUUCAGAUAAAUAUGCUAUACAUAAAUUGUGUUUGCGUAUUGAAGGCCUGUUUUGAAAGUAUUAAUGACGCUCUAGUACAUAUAAAAAAGCUCGUGGUAAAUGACAAAGAAUUAUGUAUUCCCAGAUUUGUUUACCACGUUAAAAAAAAUCAAUUUUUGUUGAUACAAUUAAAAGUCUUAAAGGAAAAACAUUUGAUGGUUAGCGACGUAGUCCAAAUGUUGAAUAUAAUCUUCAGCCCACAACUCUUUGCUACAGUAGUCAACAUCUCUUCUGCUACAACUUUUGGAUUUUAUUUUAACAUAGUGUACUGGCAAGAUGGAAUAUUGAUUGAUUUUGAUAUGCAGAAUCUUGAUGUAUUUUCAAUAUCCAUAACAUGUAAUAUAAUAAUAAUAAUGCUACUUGUGUGGGCCUGCGAAACGGGUAAGAAUCAGGCCCAAAGAAUCCGUACCACCAUUCACGAUUUGCUCAACAGCGUCAAUGACAAGGAAAUCAAAUACGAAGUAAUAAAGUUGUUAUUUCAUCUAUAUGUUUUUCUCAAAAUGUUCUGUAUUCUAACACAAUAUUUUAAAAUAUGAAAUCACUUGAAGUAUAAAAGUGUUUAAUAUCUUUCCGUUAUUCUGUUUUACGAUGUUACAGUUGCAGCUGUUUUCUUUACAAAUAUUACAUCGUAAAAAUACUUUUUCAAUGAAAGGUUUUAAUAUUGAUGCAGCACUUCUUGCAACAGUAAGUAAUCAAUUGUUUGUUUUAAUUAAUAAAAUAUUUGGCUUUUUUUUUAUUUUCAGAUGGCAAGUAAUAUUUCAACGUUUCUAGUAAUACUAGUACAAUUCUUAAACAUAUCACAUUCUUGUGAUAAAAAAACAACAAUUAAUGUUACAUAAUCUAAUUAAAUAAGGUAAAUAUUUAUAUACAAAAAUACAUUUUUAAAUAAUAAAACUCCCUUUUAUCCCAUUGAUAAUAAUAUGUAACCAUGUUAUUUAUUACGAUAUCUUAUAUUCGUACAAAGGCACUUUUACAUAUUUAAAAACGUACAACAAAAACUUGUAGGUAUAUACAAAUGUAUGUAUAUUAAUAAUUAUAUAAUAUUUAAAUGUAUUGUAGGAUUAUCCUGACACAACUCUGUUUGGAUGGUUCGCAUAUCAAGGCAGGAUGAGCCUCUGAAUAAUAAAUUAAUUCGAAAUUUUAUUCGUUAGUUUGUUCGAAUAUUUAUUUACCGGUUAAUCUUAACAAUCAAAGCAAACCAAUGCAGAUAAUAAUUGGAAAAUUAACAUAAAAUUAUUAUUAAGCAUCAAGUUAUUAUACAAAAGCUAAAAAAUAUAUGUAUGUGUAUUAAAAAA
Molecule: messenger RNA, 4621 nt
Organism: Monomorium pharaonis (pharaoh ant)
Lineage: Eukaryota; Metazoa; Arthropoda; Insecta; Hymenoptera; Formicidae
Exons: 3
Coding region: 696-1901 (401 amino acids)
Biological process (GO): sensory perception of taste
Cellular component (GO): axon; neuronal cell body; membrane
Source: RefSeq, a predicted model, not a curated record